Messenger RNA from Seriola dumerili (greater amberjack), 1998 nucleotides. RefSeq names its product interleukin-2 receptor subunit beta-like. Gene Ontology annotation, cellular component: external side of plasma membrane; membrane. The transcript is spliced from 11 exons. The record is from RefSeq and is a predicted model, not a curated record. Gene Ontology annotation, biological process: immunoglobulin mediated immune response; cytokine-mediated signaling pathway. The coding region runs from base 265 to 1998 and encodes 577 amino acids. Lineage: Eukaryota; Metazoa; Chordata; Actinopteri; Carangiformes; Carangidae. Gene Ontology annotation, molecular function: protein binding; cytokine receptor activity.
UUCAGUACAAUCUCAGACUACAGACAUGGAAACAACUUAUCAAUCAUUUUUAACGUAAAUGGACAGAACCAGAGAAACGGGAGCCAGGGCAUCAAGUGGAAUGAAACCAGUGCUUUGAAGCAGAUCCUGAACAGCUUCACCAACAGGAUGAGAAGAGGGGGAAAGCAAUGAGUUACACCUUGAAGCAGUCAACCGGCUUUGGAAACCAACCAUCCUGAAGAUUUGAUUUCUCCCAGAAAAGAAAAACAACUGAUGACACGAUAAAUGGAGAGAAACAAGAAAAGCCCUCUCCUGUUUCUACUUCUAGCUCUGCUUCAUGUCUGCACUGUCAGAAUGGACGUUGCAGACUGUCCGAGCCACCCAGAUAAAAAUCUCACCUGCUACAAUGACUACAAUCGUAACAUCACUUGUGUGUGGAACAGUGCAUACGACCACACAGAUGCUGUGUGCACACUACACGCUAAAAGGAAGACUUCGAUCAAGAAACGUGAAUAUUACUCUUUCUGUAACCUAGAGCCUGUUGACAUCUCCAGACCAGCGCUAAAGAAGUGCUCCCUGUACUUCCACAAAGAUAGCAUUUUUCAGGAGUUCCAUGUAUUGUCCAUUGAUCUGAGCUGUAAGGAUGCGGAGAAAAUUUUGACAAUUUCCUACAAGCCAGUUUGCCACAUAAAGCUGAAUCGUCCAGGAAAACCAGAUAUCAACUUUACCACCAUUUCCUGGUUUCCCCAAGUUGCACCCCAUUCGAGACUCGACCUUUACGCCUCCCAGCUGCAGUGGAAAACAGAGGAUCAGUCAUGGAGUGAUCCCUCUGUGCAGGAAAAAGACAAAGUGUCCAAUUUGAAGUGCAAGACAGAGCUGGACCCCGACCUGCUUAUAAAAGGAGAGAGGUACGAGGCACGCGUUCGAGUGAAGGCCGCUGAAAACCGGGUCAGAUCAACCUGGAGUGACUGGAGCCCCACUGCAUCAUGGGAGUCACUUGAAGGUAGACCAAAACCACCACCACUAUCAGGUGUUGCCGCGAAGAUAUGGGGCAUGAUCAUCGCAGGCGCAGGGUUUGCCUUCUUUCUGGCUGUCAUACUCUUGAGGAAUGACAAAGGCACCUGGGUUUACAAGAAGAUCAAAGGUUCGCCCAUACCAGACCCAAGAAAAUCCUCCCUGAAGAAUAUGAAUUUCCAGAAUAAGUUGAGCCCUCACUCGACCAGCGAACUCUUUCUCUCCUUGAAACCGGAGGAUAUCAUCUCUGUAGAGGUAACCUCCAGUGUGGAUGCUGUGACACGGUGCAAGAAAGAGGCGGCACUGCUGGAGAAGAUGAAAAGCGAGAACGGCUAUGAGUCGACCAGUUCCAGCUUCUCCAAUCCCAGUUACUCCCACCUGUGUGCUCCUCCUCCGGUCUCCUCGUCCACCACAGGGAAUGUGGAGCCCUGUGCCGCUGAUACACCUAAUGGGUCUGUUGGUAGUCAGGGUGAUGGUAAAACUGCAGAAGAGGUUAGGGAGGAAGAAAGAAAGAAAGAACUGGAGAUCCAGCAGUUGCUUUCCAAAGGCAACAACAACAGUGAGCCAGUGCAGGUCAUUUCAGACUAUGAGAAACCGCCGGUCGAGCGCUUCAGGCUCCAGAGUCUUGACUCAGGUAUGUGCAGUGGCGAAGAGGUUAGUCAAGAGAGUCUGGAAGGAGAUAGCAUUGGUGCGCCUGACAGCCAUGAUGAGGGGUCAGAGGACAAAAAGCAGGAGAGAGAGGGAGGGGAUGGAAAAGUAGAUUUCAAGAUGCUGUUUGGAGGCAGUGGAAGCCUUUUUGGCAAAGGGUCCAUUCAGGUUUGUUCUGAUUAUGAGCAAGUCCAGAGGAUGCCUGACCCGGUUUCAGGCGGCCUUCUCACGUCGAGAUCCGGCGUGGCCUCGUACCUUCUCUUUUAUAAGCAGGUCGGGUCCAGUCUUCGUGCACUUCAAAUUGGACAUUUGUCUUUUUCCUGCAACAGAGGAUCUGACAAGAAAGCACAAAUUUAA